Molecule: messenger RNA, 3002 nt
Organism: Leptopilina boulardi
Lineage: Eukaryota; Metazoa; Arthropoda; Insecta; Hymenoptera; Figitidae
Product: xaa-Pro aminopeptidase 1-like
Exons: 12
Coding region: 542-2713 (723 amino acids)
Molecular function (GO): metalloaminopeptidase activity
Source: RefSeq, a predicted model, not a curated record
AGUGUCAGACACUAGGCCAAUAGACCAGAUAUGUCCGAUCUCGCGAAGCGCUCAUAACGCUCUUCUUCUUUACCUCGCGUACACUUUUCUUCAAUGAUUGUGAUAACUGAAAAAGAAAAAAAUUAAUUUAAAAAAAUUUUUUUGAACCUUUUUUUUUUUAGAGUUUUCAAACUUUUUAAUCGAAAAUUUUAAUAUUAAAACAAAUUUUAAAAAAAUAAUGGAAAUUAAAUGAAAUUUUAUUUAUAAAAAAUUAUUGAAAAUGAUUCAUGAAAUUUUAAAUUGAAAUCUUCCUGUUCUUCAAUUCUUGGUAGAUUGUGUAUAUAAGUGAAAAGUGAUCGUCUAAAAAUAUAAGGGUGAUUCGUGUUUAUGAAAGUUUGAUUUUUUAGAAAAAAAAAAAAAAAAAAAAUUUGUGCUCCCUUCCAUGGAUGUGAAAAGUUAAACUGAUAUUUGUGGAUGUCAAUUUUAACCUUCAUCUCUUUUUCCUUAUUUUUUAAUUUCUGUAUUUUAACAAGUGCAAGAAAUCAAGGACAAACGAAAAAAUAUGAAGGGAACUGCAAUUCAAUUAAUUAUAGCAAUUUGUCUAAUUGAUUUAACAAUUGGCCAAGGUGUACAAAAUACUCACAUUAAUUAUAAAGGCUUUGUUAGAUUAUUUUGCCCGGCUGACAAAUAUUUGGAGGAACAACCAAAAAAUCGUGUUGACACAUCAAUGAGAUUAACUCUUUUAAGAGCUGAAAUGAGUCGAAUAACAACCAUUGAGGGUCCUCCUCUUGAUGCCUAUAUAGUGACUUCUGAUGAUGAACAUCAGAGUGAAACUGUUCACGAACACGACAGAAGGAGAGAAUACAUCACAGGAUUUCAGGGAAGUUCAGGAGAUGCACUCGUUACGAUGAAUAAGGCAAUUCUUUGGACUGAUGGAAGAUAUCAUCUUCAGGCAGAUGAACAACUCGAUUGUAAAUGGACAAUAAUGAAAGAAGGACGCGAGGAUGUUCCUACAAUAACUCAAUGGUUAAUAAAUGAAUUUAAUGGUCGCAGAGCGAGGGUUGGAGCUGAUCCAAAACUUAUACCCGCGUUCAGGUGGAAACUUUGGGAAAAACAAUUUGUGAACACAUCAAUGAGUUUGGUGCCAGUUCGUGAGAAUUUAAUUGACAAUAUUUGGAAAGUUGGGAGAAAAUCCUAUAGUGAUUUGGCGGCAUUUGUUCUUGAUGAUAAAUAUUCGGGUAAACCAUGGCAGGAGAAAAUAAAACAAGUGAGAUUAGAAAUGGAAUUAUCAUCAGCCGAUGCAUUAAUAAUUACAGCCUUAGAUGAAAUUGCAUGGCUUUUUAAUAUUCGUGGUUAUGAUUUGCCAUAUACACCUGUCCUUAGGGCAUAUACAAUUAUUACCUAUGGGGCAAUUCAUCUUUAUACACCGCGCAACAAGCUGAAACGAAGUACAGAAACUCAUCUCAAAAUGGAUGCAUGUUACCAUGCAGACUGCGUCAAAUGGCAUAAUUACACAUCAUUCUGGUAUGAUAUUUCAACAAUGUCUCAAGCCUGGAAUAUUGUUUGGCUUCCCGCUCCUUGUGGAUUUGUUCAAGGGACUUCUGCAGAAAUUUUAUUUUCCAUUCCAAAGGAGAAACACAUGAUAAAACCAUCGCCAGUGAUUCAUCUUCGAGCAGAAAAAAAUGAAAUUGAAGCAAUUGGUAUGAGAAAUUCUCAUAUUCGCGAUGCAAUUGCAAUGUGUGAUUUUAUGUCGUACAUUGAAGAACAAAUGGAUUACGACACAGAUGGAUGGGAUGAGAAACAAGUUGUUAGGGCAAUUGAUGAAUUUCGUCUUGAACAAAAUUUAAGUCGUGGUUUGUCAUUUCCCACAAUUGUUGGAUAUGGACCAAAUGGUGCAUUACCACAUUAUGAACCAUCAAAUAUAUGUCGUAAAAUUGGUACUGAUUCAACACUUGUUAUUGAUUCUGGUGGACAAUAUGAUGAUGGAACGACUGAUGUAACACGAACAAUGCAUUUUGGAAUUCCAUCUUCUGAACAAAAAGAUGCAUACACAAGAGUUUUAAUUGGAAAUAUACAAUUAUCGUCAUUAAUAUUUCCCGAUGAUCUUCGAACAGAUCAAAUUGAUGUUCUUGCGCGUGAAGCACUUUGGAAAAAAGGAGAAGAUUAUAUGCAUGGCAGUAGUCAUGGAAUAGGACAUUUUCUCUCGGUUCAUGAAUCUCCAAUUAGUAUAUCAUAUCUAGGAGGAAGUGCAAAUCCAUCAGAAUGUAAUAAUAUUCGUUUAAAACCAGGAUAUUUUUUAUCAAUUGAACCUGGUUAUUAUAAAGAUUUUGAUUUUGGUGUUCGAUUGGAAAAUAUUGUUGAAGUUGUUUUAGCUGAUAAACCAAAACAAUGGGGUAAAAAUUUCUUUAAAUUCCGAGAAGUUACUCUCGUUCCAUAUGAACCGAAAUUAAUAAACGUUGAAAUGUUGACUUUAGCUCAUCGUCGGUGGUUGAAUCAGUACAAUCGACGAAUUCGAGAGGAAAUUGGACGUGAAUUGAAGCUUCAUUUGAAAGUGAGAGCCUUUAAUUGGCUGGAAAAAAAAACUCGAGUCAUUCCAGAACGAGGUCCUGUCAAUAUGGAUUUUUUCCUUGCGUCCCAUUCUAACUCAUUAAUUCGUGAAAACACAUAUCAAAUACUCUUUAGUAUUUUUAUACUUCAUUAUUUAUUUAGAUCAAUAUUUUUCAACAGCAGAUAACAAUUAUCUAUAUUUUAGUUGAUAAUUUUUCAAAAAGAAAAUUAUAAUUAUUUAUAUAUAUAUGUAGUAGAAAAUUCUUUCGGCUGUUGUAGUUAUUAAAAACAAAUAGUCGCUUAAGAAUUGUCACGUCGGCUUUUUUAAUUUUUAUAAUUUGUAGUAUUAUAUAUAUAUAUAUAGUUUGUAAAAAUAUUUAAAAAACAAUUUAUUAUUCUAUUUAAGAUUUAUUUAAGUUUAUUAUAAAUAAUUUGUUUUUUUUAUCUAAGAGGUAAAAAAAAUAGACUGCGCAAGA